Tigriopus californicus is the source of this 1858-nucleotide messenger RNA. RefSeq names its product serine/threonine-protein kinase PAK 3-like (gene Pak). Gene Ontology annotation, molecular function: ATP binding; protein serine/threonine kinase activity. Gene Ontology annotation, cellular component: cytoplasm. Gene Ontology annotation, biological process: regulation of axonogenesis; intracellular signal transduction; regulation of MAPK cascade. Lineage: Eukaryota; Metazoa; Arthropoda; Copepoda; Harpacticoida; Harpacticidae. The record is from RefSeq and is a predicted model, not a curated record.
GUCCAACAUAUCCCGCGAUAUGCAAAAGAAAAACCCACAAGCCGUGAUUGAUGCCCUUAAUUACUACGAACAUAGCGCCACUAAAUCUCAGCAUCACGAGAAGUUCAUGACCCAGACCCCGUCCACCGAACCCUCGCCUCGACCCUCGUACUCCAUGUCCCAGAGCUCGUUAGGAGCCAGUUUGGGUCACGCUCUCAGCUCCUCCUACUCUGGGAGCAGCGGUGGGCCGCCUGCCACUCCCAGCUCCGGCCUGCCCCCGCCUCUAAUGUCCCCUACUCCGCCGUUGCCGCCCGUGCCACGCACAACUCGGUCUUCCACUCCUUCCGUCGGUUCGUUAGCCUCUCCCACGGAAGAACGCCCUGAGGAUGGGCCCGAAUUCGACGAUGAAGCCAUGGACGAGGAUGAGCUUCCGCCGCCACCCAUUGCCACUCGCCCCGAGAAAACCAAGUCCAUUUACACCAAGCCCGUCGACGAAGAAGAAGAGCAGGAAGGCUCAGCUCUCAAGAUGCCUGCUUUGCCUAAAGCGUCCGCCGAUGGGCAGGUGAUUGUGCCUCCCCCGCCUAAACACCCGCAUGAGCGGGCCAAGAAGAAAAAAAUGUCCGAUGAGGAGAUUUUGGAUCGACUCAAGUCCAUAGUGUCAGUUGGUGAUCCUAAUCGGAAGUACACUAAAAUGGAAAAGAUUGGCCAGGGCGCUUCGGGCACAGUGUACACUGCCAUCGAAACUGCUACGGGCACGGAAGUGGCCAUUAAGCAAAUGAACUUACAGCAACAGCCCAAGAAGGAGCUCAUUAUCAACGAAAUCGUCGUCAUGAAGGCCAACAAGCAUCCAAAUGUGGUCAACUUCCUGGACGCUUACUUGGUGAGCGAAGAGCUAUGGGUCACUAUGGAGUACUUACCCGGGGGCUCACUCACGGAUGUCGUGACCGAGACCUGUAUGGACGAGGGCCAGAUUGCAGCCGUCUGUCGAGAGGUUUUGCAAGCUCUUGACUUUCUGCACAAAGGCAAUGUGAUCCAUCGGGAUAUCAAGUCAGAUAACAUCCUCUUGGGCAUGGACGGAGAAGUCAAGUUGACAGAUUUCGGCUUUUGCGCCCAGAUCUCGGCCGAGCAAACCAAGCGCACCACUAUGGUGGGCACGCCUUAUUGGAUGGCCCCGGAAGUGGUCACUCGGAAGCAAUAUGGUCCCAAAGUGGAUAUUUGGUCUUUGGGCAUCAUGGCCAUCGAGAUGGUGGAAGGCGAGCCACCCUACCUCAAUGAGAAUCCACUCCGGGCUUUGUAUUUGAUUGCCACGAAUGGGAAACCCGACAUCAAAGAGAGAGAUAAGCUCUCGUCGUUGUUUCAAGAUUUCUUGGACAAGUGCUUGGAGACGAAUGUAGACCAACGUCCCACAGCGUCCGAGCUACUGCGCCAUCCCUUCCUUCGGGUCUCACGCCCUCUGAUUUCAUUGAACCCGCUCAUUCUGGCAGCCAAGGAGGCAGCUAAGUCGAACAAUUAGAAAAGCGCUCCAAGAACUUCAGCCGUCGUGAUUGAUCGUGCUUGAUCAAUUAGUCUGUUGAUCAUCCAUCGAUGACCACAUCAAAACAAAUAUGUCCAACGUGUGCCAAGACCGUGUGAAAAGAUCCAGGUCCUAAGUCAUUGAAAAUGGUUCCACAAGAUUGCAAAGUUACGGCCAAGCCAGCCGCCUGAUUUUCUUAACCAUAAACUAUCAUUGUUCUCUGUGGUUGCUCGUUUUGUCAUGGGCUUCGCCUCGACGAAACUAGUCGUUGUUAAUUGAUCUAUUCUUAUUCUUAUUAAAAUCUUCAUUAACCCCGCCUGUUCAUAAUCAUAACUACCUGAAAUAAGAUCGUUCCUUCCAAUCUUA